This is a messenger RNA of Paramecium pentaurelia, 927 nucleotides long. The record is from the annotation of a GenBank genome assembly. Lineage: Eukaryota; Ciliophora; Oligohymenophorea; Peniculida; Parameciidae.
UUAUGGAUCGUCUUAACCCAUCUUCAAAAGAUUGUAUAGUUCCACUAAUUGAAGAAAAUUCUCCCUGUCUUUGUAAUAAAUAAUAUUUAUAAAUAGAAAUAAACAAACCAGAGAUUGAUCCUCACUUUUUAUUACCACAAUUUACAUAAAUGAUGUAGAAUCCAGACUUCUUUCUUUAAACUGUUUAAUUAGAGUAAAUAAAGCAAAUGUAGUCAUCAUUCUAUUCAUAAAUGAAUAACAUCCCACUAAUUUAAGAAGAACCUAGAGUUAUGGAUUUGUUUACCCAACAACUUUUAUAAUAAUAACUUAUGUUAAAUGCAGCAUUACUAAAUCAAUUCUAAGUAAAAUAGAUUAUUAAUUAGGGUAUUGAAAAUAUCAAUUAUAGUCAAACAAAAGAUCUCGGGGAUAAUAAAAUAAAAAGAAAACAUAUUAAAAAAUCACAUAAUCCUUAGUUUAAUAAUGGUAUUUUUAUAUUUUUAAAUUAAAGGUCAUUGGAGUGCUUAAGAACAUUAAGUCUAUUUAACAUUUUUAUAAUAACAUAGAGAUGUUAUGGAAAGUUCAGAGUUAAAAAAAACAAAUAAAAUUUUUAAACUCAUGUCUGAUAUUAUUAAGUCUAGAUCUCCUUCAUAAUGUCGUUCUCAUCAUUAAAAAUUCAAUCCUUAUUCAAAAUAUUUAGUAAAUGUAAGUUGCAUUAUUUAAAUUAGAAUAAUAUUGUAAGAAGAAAGAUGAAAGAAUAAAUGUUGAGUGAUUCUAAACAAUAAAAAUAAUCUUAAUAAGAGAAUGAAAAUGUUGAGCAAUCUUAAGAUUCAAAUUAAAAGUAGUUCUAAUAGUAAUAGCAAGUUUUGAAUUAAAAAAUGGAAUCUUAAUAAUAAUUAAUGGAAUCAAAUGUGAGAGAUGAUCAAUAAUAACUUAGUGGUUAAGAAUGAU